This is a messenger RNA of Lodderomyces parapsilosis, 1698 nucleotides long. It is a transcript of the gene MCD1, whose product is annotated as kleisin alpha. Gene Ontology annotation, cellular component: synaptonemal complex; cohesin complex. The coding region runs from base 1 to 1698 and encodes 565 amino acids. The transcript has a single exon. Gene Ontology annotation, biological process: mitotic sister chromatid cohesion; synaptonemal complex assembly; replication-born double-strand break repair via sister chromatid exchange. The record is from RefSeq and is a predicted model, not a curated record. Lineage: Eukaryota; Fungi; Ascomycota; Pichiomycetes; Serinales; Debaryomycetaceae. Gene Ontology annotation, molecular function: protein binding; chromatin binding.
AUGCUCAACACUGCGUUAAUAUCAAAUGAUGGUCCAUUGGGUGAUAUUUGGCUCGCUGCCAACUAUGACAAGAAAUUGACAAAACACCAGCUUCUCAAUACAAAUAUCGUUGAGUCGGCAAAGUACAUCACCAAUCGUACUCACCACAUCGGCAAUCAAACUGAGGACAGUAACAUUUCAACAGACAUGGAUGCUAUAACAUUACGUUUAUCGGGUCAAUUGCUAUUAGGGGUAACGAAAAUUUACUCAAGAAAGACAAAAUAUUUGCUAGAUGAUAUCAAUGACGUCUUGUACAAACUUAGAGCUGUAUUUAGAAUGUCAAGUGGUGUCCAAUUGGGACCCGACGGAGGAGUAUCGACUAAAGUCAACUUGCCACCACAACAAACUACAAUAGCUGACUUGAACACAAUUACAUUAAAGGAUCAAGUUACUGGUUUUGACUUGUUGUGGCAGGAGAAUUUGCAACUCGAAGAAGAGCCGAUCAAUCCAAUGGACACAGUCUUCAACAAUGAUAACGAUAGUCUGAGAUUGGACACGUCUGUGGGAUCCAUUGAAUAUGGUAGAUUGGAAGAUAGGCAUGGCGGUGAUGAUAUUGCUGACGAUGAGGAUAUCAACUUGGAUUUUGAUUUGAACUUAGACGACGGUGGACAAAGUUUUGCAGGCUCAAUUGAACUUGGACGAAAUGCAUCCAAUGCAGGAGACGAAAUUCACAACUCGGUAUUGGAAGGACACCACCACAAAUCGAACAAUAUUUUUGAAUUGGAUUUGGGCCAACCAUUGCAGAAUAUCGACGAUUUUGACAUCAAUUUCGACGACGGUUACAUGUCAUCUUCCAGCAUUGCUCACAACGAACAACCACCAGCUGAAAAUCAAUCCGAGGCAACUCAAUCAAGGGCAAGACAGAGACAAAGACAACGGAGAACUAGAAUAACAGACGAUGGACAAAUGGUGGUUGUAAACAAAAAAUUGGUGGUGGAUUCAUCAGAUCACUUGCAAUUAUCAUUGGACACUUUAAGGGAGAAUCAACAUAAUGCAUUAACUCACACAGUACAACCAAACAGCACAAAGAUGUCAAACAAUGACAAAUUACUACUAAUUCAACAAAUGUCCCUCCCAGCAGCAUCAAAGAAGAGAAAGUUGUGGGACUUUAGCACCGACUUCCAUUUCAGAAUACCACUAGCAAAAGACGACAGUGAUGAUGAAGGGGAACACGAGAACUCGACUGAUGACAGUGAUGAUAGUAUUGACAACUCGUUGGAUGAUAUCAGCAUGUCCGAUAAUGAAAGCGAAAAGGGGAAAACUACAAAAUCGCGCAAGGUGGAUGAUGAUGACAAAGAAGAAGAAGAAGAUGAUGAUGAUGAAGAAGAAGAAUCAGUCGAUGAGUCCUUUUGUAGCGAUGGCGUUGAAAAUGUUGCAAAGAGCACAAAGCAAGCUGCAGAUGAAUUACAAGACUUGUUCAGAUUGGAUGCAACUGUAACGUUUGAGGAUUUUGUGAAAAGUGAUACCACUGCGGUGAGACCUUUAGGGUUAAAAAAUAAGGAAUACGUGAACCACAAGAGAGAGGCAUCGAGAUGCUUCUUUGAACUAUUGGUUCUUGCUACAAAUGACUGUAUCAACUUGCAUCAGGAAUCUUCAAACUUGAAUAUCCAAAGAGACCUUCAUAUCACAUCUAGAGACAGUUUAUUUAGUUUCGUAUAA